Pleuronectes platessa (European plaice) is the source of this 1871-nucleotide messenger RNA. Its product is annotated as zinc finger protein 583. The record is from RefSeq and is a predicted model, not a curated record. Lineage: Eukaryota; Metazoa; Chordata; Actinopteri; Pleuronectiformes; Pleuronectidae. Gene Ontology annotation, molecular function: DNA-binding transcription factor activity, RNA polymerase II-specific; RNA polymerase II cis-regulatory region sequence-specific DNA binding. Bases 46 to 990 code for a protein of 314 amino acids. Gene Ontology annotation, biological process: regulation of transcription by RNA polymerase II. The transcript has 2 exons.
UGUAAACAGAAGGACGUCCCCUUUAGAGACAGCAGCGCUGCGAACAUGAGCGGACUGGAGCCGUUGACCGUGUUUGUGAAGGACAGGCUGACAGCGGUGGGUGAGGAGAUCCUCUGCGCCGUCAGAGACGCGGUGGUGGAGUACCAGAGUGAAAUCCUCCGCUCCAAGCAGGAGAACGAGCGGCUCAGACGCCUCCUCAACGUCGCCGUCCAGCGGUUGCUGCUGCAGCCAGAACUUCACACUCUCCAGCCCAGAGAAGAUGGUCAGCCCUGUGAGUGGAGGAGCACUGUGGAGCUGCUGCCACAAGUUAAAGAAGAACCAAACAUCACAAGCUUAGAUGAUGGGAACUGUCAUCAUGCUGAGCCAAUACAAAGGUCAUAUCCUCCAUCAGCUGAGACUGUCUCCCCACCUCCACUCACAUUCCAGGAAAUAAAGGCAGAAUGUGACAGAGAGGGCGACAGGAAGCACCAGCCCGACAACAGUUUAGCCCCCUCUCCAACUGUUCACCCAAACUGCAGAGUGGCUCAGAGUGAUUCUUGUGCCAGUACUGCAAACAGUCACAGGACUCAGAAAGCAGACCAGCAGGUGAAAGGGUUACUCCGCUCAAAUGCAAAACAGAGUUCUCAUAUCCUGCAGAUGAAAAGCGUGAGAUCCUUGAAGCCUCCUCUGUCUCGCUCUUCUCACCCAAGCCAAAGCAUCCAGAGGUGGCACAGCUGUAAAGAGUGUGGAAAGGGCUUCAGCUUUGCCUGCCAGCUGGAGGUCCACAUGCGCUGGCACACCAAGGAGAAGCCAUACAGCUGUGCAGUGUGCCGGAAGAGCUUUACCACGGUCAGCAUGCUGAAGAGACACCACCGCAUCCACACCGGAGAGAAGCCCUUCCGCUGCCAUGUCUGUGGGAAAUGUUUCAACCAGUCGGCCCACCUCAACACCCACUUCAGGCUUCACACCAGAGAGAGGGCCAGCUGGAGACAAGCAUCAAACCCCAAUUGAAGUCAGAGUAACAGGGAAUGGAUCUGUUAAUUGUAAAAUUCUGGAAAUGUCAAGCUUUCAGCUUCAGACAGUGUACAAUAAUGGUUUGUGUCUUGGUGUGCAAUAAAGCACUGUGUAUAAAGAUAUAUGAUCCACUGAUUCUGUUGUUUAUCUCAUCACCACCAAAUGUGAUAGCAAGGACAGAUUUGUGCAACAUUUUACUGACCUGUUUCAAAACUAAGACGCUUCUAUAGAACCAACAAGGCGAAUCACAGGAGCAGAGACUUGAAGAAGACAGUUGGAAACUUAAGUGAGCACUACCGAACUGGAAAAACAUUUCAUCAUUAUAACCGUAUUAGUUAAAGAAAAUCACAUUAUCUGAGUGAGUUAAGUCACCUCUAGCAGGAAUAACAUUCAAUUGUAUGAAGCUAAACUUAAUAUGCAACUUCUAUCGUUUGAAAAUAGAAUGAAAAGGGGAUGUUUGUGACUUUUUUACAGGAUUUUUUUGUGUUGAAUUUCAUCAGACAGAACCUGGUAUUCCAUAUUCUGAAUUUAAAAGGUGCUGCUUUAUUUGAAGCACUAUCUGUAAGACUUGGUCAUUGCGUCAGUUUGUCAUGUCCACCAAAAUUUGAUAAUAUGAUAACGCUGACAUCUGCCGGAGGUUCCCUGUUACUGGCACUUAGGAAAACACAGUAGAAAAAGACAAUAAAUAAGCUUCCUCCCUGUAUAAAUAUGAAGUAUAUCCUGUAAUCCUGUAAUCUACUUUGUGCAGUGGUCAGUUAAUAACUGACUGUGGUACACAACCAAACUUGAAAUCCUAUAUGAGAGGCGGGUGAAUCUUGAUGUUAAUCAGUAUGAUUGUCAUCAGUCAGAAAAUUAAUAAAAUGUUUUAGUGUUUCUGA